This is a messenger RNA of Chiloscyllium plagiosum (whitespotted bambooshark), 1867 nucleotides long. The record is from RefSeq and is a predicted model, not a curated record. NCBI's taxonomy places the organism in Eukaryota, Metazoa, Chordata, Chondrichthyes, Orectolobiformes, Hemiscylliidae.
CUCGCCGCGAGCUCGGUGCUGACGCAGCCAAGAGUGCAGGCAGCAAACGAGCGGGCGUUGAUUGGUGGUUAUUCCUCUGACCAACCGCCGCCGCCGCCUGAAACUGAACGGCGCACCGACAGGGGACGGGCCGACACCAACAGCGUACGGCGCGGCAGGGAGAAGUGUUAACAUGGUCUAAGGAGUGCCGAUUGUGAUAUAUUAAGACCUUCUUUCUUUCAUCGCAAAUUAUUCCUGGGUUUUGGCCUGGAUUUCCAGGGAGCAGCUACAUUUCGAGAGCAGAAGCCUUGGACUGUGGAUUAUUUUUUUAAAAAGGCAGUGAGAAAGAGAAGGUGGGGUCGCCAGAAGGAGGGCAGCGCCAAGCGUAGCCCAGCAGCCUGCUUUACCCGGCUGCUUCACUAUCAAUCAGUCUUCGUUUCGCUCGCCGCUGUCUGGAAAUUUUUUUUUUCUUUGUGUCUUGAAUUCUUUAACUGAGUUAUACGGGAAACGUUUUGUUUUUUUUUAAAAAAUCAAUUUUCCCAUUGGAGGGAGUUUUUUUACUUUGAAUUCCCUCUCAAAAUUCAGAUUUUAAUUAUCGACUAUGGCCGACGACGACGUCCUGUUUGAAGAUGUGUAUGAGCUGUGUGAAGUGAUUGGCAAGGGACCUUUCAGUGUUGUGCGACGCUGUAUCAAUAGAGAAACAGGACAGCAGUUUGCAGUGAAGAUUGUAGAUGUGGCCAAGUUCACUUCCAGUCCUGGCCUGAGUACAGAAGAUUUAAAAAGAGAAGCCAGUAUCUGUCAUAUGCUGAAACAUCCACACAUUGUAGAACUUCUAGAAACAUACAGCUCGGAUGGAAUGCUCUAUAUGGUUUUUGAAUUUAUGGAUGGUGCGGAUCUCUGUUUUGAAAUUGUGAAAAGGGCCGAUGCAGGUUUUGUUUACAGUGAAGCUGUAGCCAGUCACUACAUGCGACAGAUACUAGAAGCACUACGCUAUUGUCAUGACAAUAAUAUCAUUCACCGUGAUGUGAAGCCACAUUGUGUGUUACUUGCUUCGAAGGAAAAUUCAGCGCCUGUGAAACUCGGUGGAUUUGGAGUGGCCAUUCAAUUAGGAGAAUCUGGGCUUGUUGCUGGAGGUCGUGUAGGAACGCCACAUUUUAUGGCACCAGAAGUUGUCAAAAGAGAACCAUAUGGAAAGCCAGUCGACGUUUGGGGUUGUGGAGUCAUACUUUUUAUCCUCCUUAGUGGUUGUUUGCCAUUUUAUGGAACAAAGGAAAGAUUGUUUGAUGCUAUUAUUAAAGGAAAACAUAAGAUGAACCCUAGGCAGUGGGUCCAUAUCUCAGAGAGUGCAAAGGAUUUGGUCCGUCGUAUGCUAAUGUUGGAUCCUGCAGAAAGGAUAACUGUUUAUGAAGCGCUUAACCAUCCUUGGCUUAAGGAACGAGAUCGUUACGCAUACAAAAUUCAUCUCCCAGAAACUGUGGAACAGCUAAGGAAAUUUAAUGCAAGAAGGAAAUUGAAGGGGGCAGUGUUAGCAGCUGUAUCAAGCCACAAGUUCAAUUCCUUCUAUGGAGACCCUCCUGAAGAACUGCCUGAUUUUUCUGAAGACCCCACUUCCUCAGGACUGCUAGCUGCAGAAAGGGCUGUUUCACAAGUUCUGGAUAGUUUGGAGGAAAUCCAUGCACUAACAGAUUGCAGUGAAAAAGACCUGGAUUUUUUACACAGUGUCUUCCAGGAUCAGCAUCUCCAUACACUACUUGAUCUGUAUGACAAGAUCAACACAAAGUCAUCACCACAGAUUAGGAAUCCACCCAGUGAUGCUGUCCAGAGAGCCAAAGAGGCAAGUUGCACAAUUUUAGUUGUACUGUAUGUCAGCUUUUGUGCUUUAGAUUGA